Molecule: messenger RNA, 1323 nt
Organism: Klebsormidium nitens
Lineage: Eukaryota; Viridiplantae; Streptophyta; Klebsormidiophyceae; Klebsormidiales; Klebsormidiaceae
Source: the annotation of a GenBank genome assembly
AUGCUGCGUUAUGCUUCCCUAAAAUGCAUGACGACCAUCAGCGCUAAGCCUGGUUUGAUCUGGUACUGCUUCCAUCAAGCAAGAUCAAUGCAGAGUGUGCACGCGUCCGCUAGGACGCUGAGCCACGCAAGUCCUCCAUACAUCGCCGAUAGUACAGUGGCUACCAACAGUGACAGCUUAAACAGAGUACCCCCAAUGAUACAGCCAAGGUUUCAGUCCACUUAUGCCCCAACGCAGUCAAAAGCGUUCAGGAGACUUGGAAGGAGUGCGCACCAAGUGGCGAGCUCAGAUUGGGUGUGCGAGAGCUGCAGCAAUCGGUUCCUGGCUGGAGAUCAGAGGGUUUGGGACCAGGGGCAAAGUCUGCGUGCGGGGGGGCAGACUGCGGGGAAGGGCCAAGGGAAGGUGACGGCGCAGUGGUUCCACUUCAACUCGAGGAAGUCACUGAAUGUCUCGCUGCAAGAGGGCAUACCUGGGGUAGACGAAUACCUGCGGGACACUGAGCGCAUCGUCCACAUCGCCUUCCCCGACCGCCGGCGGUUGCAGUACCGAGGGGACGGCCUCUGGCGGGCUACGCUGAAGCCCGUCACCUUCUUUACCAUUUCAGCAACCCCUGUCACGGACGUUAGGACUUGGUAUGAAAACGGCGCCCUCCAGAUCGCCUCUGACCGGGUCGUCCUCGACCUAGCUGGUCUCCCGCCCCAGUUCCAUAACAUUGAUCUACGGCUAAACCUUCGCGGUUCCUUAACCCGGGUCAAAACUUCCCCCAGAGGAUCCUCGAAUUGCGCCUUGGACGGCUCAGUAGACUUAGGGGUCGGGGUGGACCUGCCGGCGCCUCUUGCAUUCAUCCCGGCGCCUGCGGUAAAUGCAGUGGGGACGGCGAUUCUCGAGGGGAUUCUGAUAGCGAUGGAAUCCGCAUUGAGGAGGGGCCUUGUCGAGGAUUACAGGCGGUGGUGCAUAGAGAAGCGGAGCAAGAUUGGAGAGGCGCGGCAAGAGCAAGGGGUGCAGAUUAGAUGACACCGAACCUACUAUGCGCCGUUCGCGGCAUGUCGUUGAAGCGCGCUCCUAAUAUAGACGGUGGACUAAACACGCAAGCUGGAGCUGAAAGAAAUACUGCUCCUUUCGAGAACAGCUCGCAACCAUCGAAAGCUACAACACAUACCAGCUUAGCAUCUAGAAAGUCCAAUCAAGAACUGAUUCCAUUGAGUGCUCUUCGUUUCAGACAUACGUGCUUAAUCUUAGCUCGAUCGCCGCAGGAAUUGUUUGAAGUGACAAUGCAUUUCUACGUGUGGGUCAGCUGAUUGACUCGCAGGCCGUGCAGCCGUC